Messenger RNA from Kwoniella shivajii, 3141 nucleotides. RefSeq lists its product as uncharacterized. Gene Ontology annotation, molecular function: protein serine/threonine kinase activity; ATP binding. Lineage: Eukaryota; Fungi; Basidiomycota; Tremellomycetes; Tremellales; Cryptococcaceae. The coding region runs from base 1 to 3141 and encodes 1046 amino acids. The transcript has 2 exons. The record is from RefSeq and is a predicted model, not a curated record. Gene Ontology annotation, biological process: protein phosphorylation.
AUGUCGCUUUUUCGCGAUUCCCCAUCUCACCACUCAAUCCUUCAUUCUCAACCGUCUUCAUCAUCAUCAUCGACAUCGACACCUAUCCCAUCCUCAGCAUCCUCACAUGAUUUGACGAAACCACAACCACGCUCAUCAUCAUCUCGAAAUGACUUAUUCACAACUUCUUGGCAACCUGAAUUACCACCACCACGUCCUUUAUCAGGCGUAUCCCCUUCAACUUCGACUUCGACUUCCAUCUCACACAGUCACAGUCAUAGUCUUGGCAAUGUCCCUUCUUCAAUAGCGGGAUCAAGCUUGAAUGCGAUUUUUGAUCUAGGAGGAUCGAGUAGUAGUAGAGGAAUACAUGCAAAUACAUUGCCUUCACCAAUGAGGAAAAGAGGAGAACCGGGACUCAAAAUGGAUCUCGAUGGAAUCGCCAACUCGUUCUCACCAUCAUCUACCACAACAGGAGUGAAUGAGUUUGGUGUAACUGAGCACGGUAUACCAUCAUCUAUAAUAACCAAAACGUCUUUACCGAAAUUGAACAAAGAUGAUAUCUCACCUUCACCUAGAACAUCAUCUUUCUUUGACACACCUAUACAGAGUAUAACACCUCCACCUGCACCUAGAUUGAUUAGUUCGUUGAACGCUUCAACAAAUGGAUUAAGCUCAUUCGCACCUUCUCCAUUGACUUUAUCAAGAUCAUCAAGUAUAAGAAAUGUACCACCACCACUUCCUUUACCAUCUACACACCAAUAUGAUACCGCUCAAUCACCCAUCUCCGGUAUUGCUUCUUCUUCUUCUGUAGGAUCAUCUAGACAAACAUCUUUAGAUGGUUUUACAGAUCCAUUAUCGCCAUUACAUCAAUCACCACAGCUUCCUCCGUCUUCCAGUUCAGCUGGAUUGGAAGAUUGGAAACCACCUUUACCGCCUUCGUCCGAUGACAUCGAACUUCGAUUAAUACCGAAUUCAACUUAUCUUCUAGGUGAAGGUAGAUAUGCGAGAGCUUAUUUAGCCUCUUAUAGGAGGAAACGAAAGGUUAGAAGUAAUAUCUUGGGUAGAUCAAAUGGAUCAGUUUCAUUGAAUAGAAAGCAGUCGUUGGAAGUCAAUGAAGAUGGUGAUGGAUUGGUCGGUGGAAGUUGGAAAUUAUGUGCUGCAAAACGUUUAGCUCCAGACAGGGAAUCACAAACUAUGGGAUUAAGAGAGGCUUUCUUUCUGAAUCGUUUAGCUGGCCCAUCAUCAGCAUCCGCUUUGUCCAAUCCACGUGAAAGAAGGGAUAGAUCAAAGCAGAGAGCUGUGUCACCUCUUCGUGGAAACUCAAAUACGCAUCAGGAAACGGAUGAUUGCUCACGAAAACGUAAAAGACCUUGUGGAAGUGUAUAUGUCGUCAAGCUCAUAGCUGUGAAAGAAGAUAUCGAAGGAUUUCCAUCAUCAAUAAGUGGUAAUCAGACUCAUACAAGAUCAUCUUCAGAUGUGCUCACUGGAUCUUCAGCAGAUAGUAAAUCAUCACAUUAUACGAGUAAUUCAGUUGAUUUAAGAAGACAGAGGUCAUCAACAAUCAUUUCCGCACAUUCAACAUUACCACCUGGAGGAGAUGGUAGUCCUUUCCCUUCGCAUCCUUCAUUACCCUCUCUAGCUCAGUCAGUUCGAUAUGAACAAUCUGCUCCGUCACUUUCGAGACUAGUACUUUUACUGGAACACGCGCCAUUGGGUACUUUGGACAGAAUGUUGAGAACCAGUCCACAAUUGGUAGGAAGAACCUUAUGGGAAAGAUGGGCUAGAGAAGGUGCUGAAGCAUUAGAAUGGGUUCAUGGGAAAGGUGUUGUCCAUGCGGAUGUAAAACCUGGCAAUUUACUUCUCACUACCGACCUUCAUCUCCGGCUAUCCGAUUUCGGUUCCUCCCUUCUCAUCCAUCCGGCUCAUCCUCCUACGGAUGGUCUCGGUUUAGGUACUUUACCUUUUUCACCUCCUGAACUAGUCGAUCCCACCCAAACUUUCUCUUUCCCCGUUGACAUUUUCGCUCUCGGUGCAACACUUUAUCAAUGUUUGACAGGACGAGAACCAUUCAGAGGUAUAAGAACGGUUGAAAUGAUGCACCAUGUAAGAAAAGGUGGAUUGUGGAUAUAUGAAGAACGAGAAAGAUUACAAAGGGUGGGUAGUGGAGAAGGAGUGUCAACUUCCGGCAGUCCAUAUCCAUCUGCCUGGAGAGGAUACCCUUCAAAUUCAGUUUCCGUUUCAGCGACUACAGGUGCAGGAUAUCCAUCUGGAACCAUAUCGAAUUCGAUCAAUAAUCCAAUAAAUGCGGUUAAUGGAAUUAGAAGAGGUGGAUCGUUAAGAGUUCCACCAAGCUAUUCAUCAAGAGAUCAUUUACCUACUUUCGUCGAUAAUAAUGGUAAUAUACCAAAUAACACCAGUAGUGGCAAUAAUGGCUCAAAACCGAAGUUGAAAAGGAUGACUUCUGCUGAAUCCAUCAAAGCUUCAGAUCAAGUGACAAAUAGUGAAUCUCCUUCAGGAGUCAAACUUUAUGCCAAUUGGGUAAAAUCAGGACCAUCGUCUUUGAUAGGCACAGGAACACCUGUAUCUAAUGGUAGUGGUAAUAACGUUCCUACUGUUGAUGCUUUAACGAGAUUACUAUCGGAUGGUGAUGAAUUCGAUUUAACAAGUCCUACUUAUGGUAUAUCAAGAGGAAACUCAUUGAGAAGGGCUCAACAGACAAAGUCAAGUUCAAAUACAAGCUCAAACUCGAAUUCUCAACGAAUCAGUCCAAUCGAACCUUCGUCAUCAACAUUUUCGUCUUUGUCAACUUCUAUACCUAAAGCCAUUCUACAAGUACCUACACCCACAUCACCAUGUUCAACCAAGUUCCCAGAUAAUAUCGAUAUGGAUUUGGGUAUGGAGACGGAGAUGGAAAUGGAAAUGGAUGCUGAAGAAGCUUUCUUGAAACUCAAAUCAAUGAUGGAACCUUACAACGAUGGCAGUCCAGCAAUGUUAUUCCUUGAUGGAAGAGAAAGAGUUCCUGAAAAUAUAAGAGAAAUACUAAGGGUCAUGUUAAAUCCUAUACCUGAACAAAGAUUUACCGCAAAAGAAAUUAGAAUCCAAUGGGAUGAAUAUAAUGUUGGUUUGGACGAAGAUUCUGAUGAUGAGGAGCAGGGGGAAUAA